AUGCGCGCAACGAACGCUUCUUCCAAUAAGAGGCGAAAGGUUUUCUCUGUUGAAGCCAAGAGCCGGAUCAAGAAACACGGUGCCGACUUUGCGAAGUUCAUCGAUAAGGAAACUCACACAACACGGAUUCCUCAGAUUGGCGUCGAUAUAUUGAAGAAAGACAUCUCUCCAGAUCUUGCAGGCGUUUUGCCCUGGAUGAGUUCUUCGUCGACUCUCCAGAGACAGAGCACCCAAACUUACCCGAAGAUGAUUCUCAAAGCACUCGACAAUUUACAGAGUGAUAUGAGGACUUACGAAGGCCUAGUCAAGCAAGACUACAAGAUCCGAGCACCUAACUGGAUGCGCUGGCAGCAAGAUAUCAAAGACUUGGAGGAUGUGAGCAAGCACGGUCUUGCGAUGGCUUCAAAGAUGAUCAAUCAUUUUAUUAUGCCUGAUUCACACGACCCUCCUCCCAAGCCUUCUGAAGGCGCCGCCGGAGUUGAGCAUGUAGCAUGGGAUCUGAUUGAGGAGGCUCUACCAAAGAUGUCUGACGGUAUAUGGGGAAAGAUUGCGCAGGGUCAUCUGAAGGCGUUUACUGGGGUUUUGAAAGUGCUGUCAACUGAAGUUGAAGGAUGA
Molecule: messenger RNA, 615 nt
Organism: Fusarium subglutinans
Lineage: Eukaryota; Fungi; Ascomycota; Sordariomycetes; Hypocreales; Nectriaceae
Product: 60s ribosomal l15
Exons: 2
Coding region: 1-615 (204 amino acids)
Source: RefSeq, a predicted model, not a curated record